AUGACUGAGCAAUUUAUCCCACCAGGUUUUAUAUUUCUUAAAAACCUAAACAGUGGAUUUCUCGGCCCAAGUUAUUUGUUGAAAAAAGAGGAUACCGGUGUUAACUUUAUUUGCAAAAGCUUUCUCAAAUCAUCAAUUGGAGAUGAAGCAGAUGUUGAUAAUUUCAUUCAAAUUAUUCGAAUGACAAGAAAGGUUAAAGAAUCCUGCUUCCUUCCUUAUCAUUAUUACUACGAUGAAGAAAAAUACAUUUAUGCCUUGCGUCCAUUUUUCGAGGGACUCGAUCUCGCAUCAUAUAUCACAAACUGUUCGACUAAUAUCAACGUUGCUACUGCUCAAUGGAAAGUUCUUGUUCGUCUUUAUCGGCAUUUACAUAAAAGAAAAAUUACACCUAUAUUCAUUAAACCGAGUAACGUUUUCAUGGAAAACGGAACUAUUGCAUUCAUUACAGAUAUUUACCCGCCACCACGUCAAUUCAAUGCUACAUUGCAUCGCACAAAUCCACUCGAAGUUGGUUUUUUAGCUCCAGAAUAUCUUAGUGAAGGGAUGUUUCCUGGUCAAAAGUCAGAUAUGUGGAGUCUUGGUGUUCUCUUGUGGUUUAUGGUUACAAAGCAACUUCCUUGGAGUAUGAAUAAUGUUGUGGUCAUGCUAAAAACAAUUCAAACUGGAGGACCAAUCAACUUUGGUAUUUUACCUCCAGAAAUUCGCGAUAUUGCUGCAUCUUUGCUUGUUUUAUCACCCGAGAAAAGGAUUGACACCGAACAAAUAGUUCACAAUCGUGCAAAUACCUUGGUAAGUACUCACUCAUGUGAGGACCAUCGUACUCCUAUGAAAACAAUUAUAGAUUCAAUUGUCAAACCGUUGAGAACAAAUACUCCUUCUCCAAGACUUGCUAAUUUAGUUAAUGUUAGACGCAGGGCUCCAUCAGAUGCUGCCGCAAUUCCGCCACGAAGAAUGUCUACAUCCGAGAACCCUUUAACAAUGCUUCCUCCAUUGCUUGGAGAAAAGAAGCCUAAUCCUUUGGCUGGUUUGUUGCCUUCUAAUAUGGUUAGAGUUGCAGGACAAGGAAAUAGAAGAGGUUCGUUCCAUCAAUUGAUGAAAGUUAAUUUUUAA
Trichomonas vaginalis G3 is the source of this 1110-nucleotide messenger RNA. Its product is annotated as protein serine/threonine kinase protein. The transcript has a single exon. Bases 1 to 1110 code for a protein of 369 amino acids. Lineage: Eukaryota; Parabasalia; Trichomonadida; Trichomonadidae. Gene Ontology annotation, biological process: protein phosphorylation. Gene Ontology annotation, molecular function: ATP binding; protein kinase activity. The record is from RefSeq and is a predicted model, not a curated record.